GGAGACAGGCUCUGGAGGGUGGAAGUGUUAGAUCCCCGAGGUCUCUGGAGCCCCUCAGCCCCCGCCACCGCGGCAGUGCUCAGGCCCUUUCCCUGCAGAGGUCCGGAUCCCGGCGUCCUCGCCCCACGCCUGUCCCUCGGUUGGCCGGCUCUGCCGCGCCUUAUCCCAGCCAGCGGGUCUCCACCCAGUCCUAGGCCGGAAUCGAGUCCCGGAGCUCCUCCCCAGUUUACCCCACAGUAGCCCACCCGCCUCACUCCAGGCCUGGGAAUCGCCCCGCCCCGGCCUCCUGGCCCGGGUGCGCCCUGGCUCACCUCACAAAGCAGCCCACCCUUUCUAUUUCAGGGCUCCAACCCCAGGCUGGACUGGGAGCACACUCCAGUUGGGAUCUGAGGGGCCUACUCUCUGGCCUGAGCAUGUGGGCAUCAGGCUUCUAUUCUGGCUCUGCCACCUGCCCACUGUGACCUUAGUCUAACCUCUCCCUCCUGGGCCUGUUUUCCUGUCUGACCUGAGGCUCCAGUCCAUGGCAAAUUGUAGGCAAAGUCUUGAGAAAGAAGAAAUUGGGGCCAGAAAGGGAAGUGAGGAGAACCAGAUCCCAGACCUUUGGAGAGAAGGAGCAAACUGCCUCUGGCACAGCCCAUCAGGGAGAAAGCAGGUUGAGAAGAGUCCUAGGCUAACAGCCCCGAACAGGUGGGUGUUGCUCAGCUGCCUGGGGCAUGUGGUUGUAAGGCAGAACCCACAGACCUUGCAGGAAGAAGGCUUUUGGGGCCAUGGCCCAGGCCAGCAUCAACAGUGACUACAGUGAGUGGGGCUUGAGCACGGAUGCCGGGGAGCGGGCCCGGCUGCUUCAGAGUCCCUGUGUGGACACAGCCCCCAAGAGUGAGUGGGAAGCCUCUCCUGGGGGUCCAGACAGAGGCACCACUUCCACACUUGGGGCCGUCUUCAUCGUCGUCAACGCGUGCCUGGGCGCAGGACUACUCAACUUCCCAGCAGCCUUCAGCACUGCAGGGGGCGUGGCAGCAGGCAUCGCACUGCAGAUGGGUAUGCUGGUUUUCAUCAUCAGCGGCCUUGUCAUCCUGGCCUACUGCUCCCAGGCCAGCAAUGAGAGGACCUACCAGGAGGUGGUGUGGGCUGUGUGUGGCAAGCUGACAGGUGUGCUGUGUGAAGUGGCCAUCGCUGUCUACACCUUUGGCACCUGCAUCGCCUUCCUAAUCAUCAUUGGUGACCAGCAGGACAAGAUUAUAGCUGUGAUGGCAAAAGAGCCGGAGGGGGCCAGCGGCCCUUGGUACACAGACCGCAAGUUCACCAUCAGCCUCACUGCCUUCCUCUUCAUCCUGCCUCUCUCCAUUCCCAGGGAGAUCGGCUUCCAGAAAUAUGCCAGCUUCCUGAGCGUCGUGGGUACCUGGUACGUCACAGCCAUCGUUAUCAUCAAGUACAUCUGGCCAGAUAAAGAGAUGACCCCAGGGGACAUCCUGACCAGGCCGGCUUCCUGGAUGGCUGUGUUCAACGCCAUGCCCACCAUCUGCUUCGGAUUUCAGUGCCACGUCAGCAGUGUGCCCGUCUUCAACAGCAUGCAGCGGCCUGAAGUGAAGACCUGGGGUGGAGUGGUGACAGCUGCCAUGGUCAUAGCCCUCGCUGUCUACAUGGGGACAGGCAUCUGUGGCUUCCUGACCUUUGGAGCUGCUGUGGAUCCUGACGUGCUCCUGUCCUACCCCUCGGAGGACAUGGCUGUGGCCGUUGCCCGAGCCUUCAUCAUCCUGAGCGUGCUCACCUCCUACCCUAUCCUGCACUUCUGUGGGCGGGCGGUGGUGGAAGGCCUGUGGCUGCGCUACCAGGGGGUGCCAGUGGAGGAGGACGUAGGGCGGGAGCGGCGGCGGCGAGUGCUGCAGACGCUGGUCUGGUUCCUGCUCACCCUGCUGCUGGCGCUCUUCAUCCCUGACAUCGGCAAGGUGAUCUCAGUCAUUGGAGGCCUGGCCGCCUGCUUCAUCUUCGUCUUCCCAGGGCUGUGCCUCAUUCAAGCCAAACUCUCCGAGAUGGAAGAGGUCAAACCAGCCAGCUGGUGGGUGCUGGUCAGCUACGGAGUCCUCUUGGUCACCUUGGGAGCCUUCAUCUUCGGCCAGACCACAGCCAAUGCCAUCUUUGUGGAUCUCUUGGCAUAACCACUGCCUCCCAGGGAACACAAGGCCUUUGCCAUUGGUCGCAGGAACCCAUCUCUUAGAGCUAUGGGGCCAUUGUUAGUCCAUGAUCAUUCCAACUGGUGGGAUGACAUCCGGACAUCCUCUUCCAGGGACUGGGGCAAACGCAGGCCCCACACCUCUGGACAGCUCAAACCCAGUCCUCUUCCUGCUCCCCGGUGCUGGCAGUGCUGUGGAUGUUGGCAGGAAGUCUCACAUCAUAGAGGAACCUUCCUCCUCUCCCAGUUCUCAACUUCUCCAUGCCUGGAAUCCAUGGGUGAAGAGAGUCGGUAGAUCUCAUAAGAAAGAAUCCAGUCUGACUUCCUGACUUCCCUCUGGAGAAUGACUAUGGACAGAAGGCCACCAUCCUCCACAGAGCACCCUAUCCUGAGUAGGGGCUGUGCUCAUUACCCCAGGCCAGUGGUAGCUUCCUCAGGAGCCUGGUCAUUUCCAAAGGUAGCACUGAAGUCAUACAAAUGCAUAGUCAGGUAGAUUCAGGCCUUGCCCACAUCUUCCUGGGCAACCCCCACCAUGAACCUAUCAGCCUCUUUCCCAUAGCUAAUGGACAUUUCCCAGGCCUUGAGGGGCCUCACCGUGUCUCUUUCACCAAACCUGAUGGUCCAGGCUGGGCAUCUCUCCUCCUCCAUCCCCAGACAUCACCAGGUCUAUUGUUUACAAACGGUGCCAGCCCGGCUCUGAAGCCAAGGGCCGCCCCGUGCCAUGGUGCUGUGAGUAUUCCUCUGUUAGCUUUCCCCAUAAGGUUGGGGGAUAUCUGCUUUUCUGUCUGAGAUGGGCCCCUCUUUUCAGAGGCCCCAGGGUGGGUGAUGGAGAAGGCUGGGAACAUUUCAGACCCUCUGUGUGGGCUGGGCUGAUCAGAAUCAGGGUGUACCUCCCUGACACCUUUUUCAGUGAUGUUUUCUCUUCUCCCUGCCUCUCCUCUGCCUCCUCCCCCGCCAGCCCUAGCCUGACUACCCAGAGACAAAAAAAAAA
Molecule: messenger RNA, 3161 nt
Organism: Cercocebus atys (sooty mangabey)
Lineage: Eukaryota; Metazoa; Chordata; Mammalia; Primates; Cercopithecidae
Gene: SLC38A7
Product: solute carrier family 38, member 7
Exons: 12
Coding region: 768-2156 (462 amino acids)
Biological process (GO): amino acid transmembrane transport
Molecular function (GO): L-asparagine transmembrane transporter activity; L-methionine transmembrane transporter activity; L-alanine transmembrane transporter activity
Source: RefSeq, a predicted model, not a curated record